GCUCUCAGGCUUCUCUCUGCUAUAGGUCUGUUCAGGUCUGUUCUUUACAACUGAACUAGCUGCACUGGUUCAGAGUCUAUCUUUUUCCUUCUAAUGUGGAGGGAAAAAGAUAGACUCUGAACUGGUGCAGGUAGUUCAGCUAUGAGGAACAGACCUUUUACGUGAAAGUGGUGUUUGAAGCGUUUGAAGCAUCGCAACUGUGCGUGACGCACGUGGUGUACGGAAGUUAAUUUUCAAUAAUUGUUUUCCGAUACUGCGAUGUCCUUUUUUAUAAGACGUGGUGCUCGCGGAGGUGGUGCACCGAAGCGUAAACUCAAUGGCAACUUUAGUAAGACAUUCUCAGCGCAGUCUACUUCAAAGCAAUCGAAAAGAUCCAAGAAAAAUAAACUCGAUGACAAUGAAAGUAUUGCCAGUACGGAUGAAGAACUCGCGGAAGAAAAUUCAAGAAAUAAAGCACAAAGUGAAACCGAGGAAGAGGAGGAAACUGCACAGGAAAAACGUGUGAGAAUCGCAAAGAAAUAUCUUCGGGAAAUUGAGGAGGAAGAAAAAGACAGAGCAGAAUUUGAAGCGGGUGCAGUCACACGGCGAUUGCGCGAGGAAUAUUUGGAGGAGAAGGGUCGAUUGAGGAAAACAAUAGCAAUAAAUUACGUUGGUCACAAUGAGUUUAUAACGUUGAGAUGUAAAGAACAUAAAUCGUCUAUUACUUGUAUUUGCCUCUCUAGCGAUGGCAAUAUAUUAUAUUCAGGAUCCAAGGAUGGUAGUUUAGUUAAAUGGUCGGUAACGGAAAAGAGCAAAUUAAAAGCCAUUGUAGGAAACAGAGGGAAGACAAAGUCUGGGAUGAAAUCUGUGCGGUGCUUGGCAAUUAGCACAGAUGGAAAGUUUCUUGUAGUAGGAGAUGGUGGAUGUAAAGAUAUAAAGGUGUUCUCUGGCGAUACCCUUGAUCACAUAAAAGACCUGAAGGGCCAUAGAAGUCCUGUAUCUGGAUUAAUAUUCCGUAAAGAUACUCACACGUUAUACUCUGCAUCUGAAGACAGGAGCGUGAAAGUUUGGAAUCUUGACGAUAUGGCUUAUGUUGAAUCUUUAUUCGGGCAUCAGAGCGCUAUCACAUCUAUCGAUGCACUUUCACGAGAGCGCGCUAUCACGAGCGGUGGUUACGACGGUUCUAUUAGGAUAUGGAAAAUAGUCGAAGAGUCGCAAUUAAUAUUUAACGCGAAAAGCUCCGGCAAUAGUAUAGAUGCGGUUAAGCUCAUCAACGAGGAGAAUUUUUUCAGUGGCGGUGACGACGGACAACUUUGCCUUUGGGGAUGUAUGAAGAAGAAGCCGCUGUGUACUAUACUGGAAGCGCACGGAAAGGACGAAGCCAAUAGUCAACCGAUGUGGAUUUCAAGUAUCGCCACACUAUUGAAUACGGAUUUAGUAGCAUCAGGAUCGCGGAACGGCACGAUCAAGUUAUGGCAAUGCGGUGAAAACUUUAGGUCUCUAAAUUUACUGUUUGAAGUUAAAUUAACGGGUUUCAUAAACGCGCUUGCAUUCACUCCCGAUGGGAAUCACCUUAUUGCUGGUGUAGGUAAAGAACAUAGAAAUGGUAGUUGGUGGCAAAUACCUGAAGCGAGGAAUGCUGUUGUUAUUAUACCAUUAGUGCAUAAGCAAAAGACAAAUAAAUAAAGAUUUUUUUAGAAAUUAAAAAUAUGAGUUUAGGUAAUUUUUGAAAAUUCGUAUAGAUUUCUAUCUGUGGAGACAAUAUUUAUAUAGAGGUUUAUAAAACGCUUUACUUACCUAUCACUUUCAAUUGUAUUCAUAAAAACUUUAUUUCAAAUAAAAUUAAUUCGACAAAAAUAUUGAUAUAACUGCGUUAAAUGAAGACAAGGCCGACUGUUGUCUCUAUAAUAUCUACAUUCUGAACGCGAUGAGAAAUCUGUUCACUCGACGACGAUGGUUUUUAUGUGAAUGAAAUGAAAGAAAUAUUGGUCCACAGUACAAGUAUUUAUUCUGUACAAAAGUUGAGUUAUAAAAUAUUAUGUCCC
Molecule: messenger RNA, 2024 nt
Organism: Vollenhovia emeryi
Lineage: Eukaryota; Metazoa; Arthropoda; Insecta; Hymenoptera; Formicidae
Gene: U3-55K
Product: U3 small nucleolar RNA-interacting protein 2
Exons: 8
Coding region: 259-1665 (468 amino acids)
Cellular component (GO): small-subunit processome
Molecular function (GO): snoRNA binding; protein binding
Source: RefSeq, a predicted model, not a curated record